UGCUUUGAUAUUGCUCCUGUCUACUGUCAGGUUUAAAGUACUUAAGUACGGGUGGAACAAAAUGGUGUUAUAUUUCAAGGAAUCACACCAGAUGUAACAAAAGUGGAAGAAAAAAUUAAAAGGGGUUUGAAACACAGACUUAAUUUAGAAUGGCACAAAAUACAGAAGUAAUUGUUAGACGCCUGAAUAUUUACCAACCGUUUAUAUUCAUGUUUAUGUUUGUUGCAUAUUACUUGCAUAUGGUUCCAGUGACAUAAAAGAAUAGAAGGAGGAUUUGUUAGUCCCGCGGAAGACUAAUCAAUAGUGCAAUGUGACAUUUUUAUGUUAAUGUGUACAAAUAGUUUUUACACUUGGACAGUGAAAUCGAUAUUUGUGUCCCAAGUUAGUUUAGAACUUUUACGAGUAAUUGUAUUUAUUUUCUUUCACUGAUUUCAGUUAUGUUCAGUGUAACUUUAAUGUAAAGUUGUUGUCUGCUGAUAUUUUCAAUUCUGAAUCUUGUCCCUUGAAUGCAAAAUGAUAAAAAGUAGAAUAUGCUUCCAUCUUAAAACUCAAAUAUGCAGAAUAUGACUGACACAGCACAAAUCUCAAAACCUGUGGAGUUAAGUUCAAUCAUUAACGUUGUGCAACAUGAUGGACCAAAACCUGGAAAAUUGGAAUUGAAAAGUGUUGUUUGCUUGGGACCAAAUGUUUCAAAAAAGUCUAAAGAACCAGGAGUUAAAGGUCAUGAUCUAAAAAGUUCAUCCAAAGUGUCAAAAGUGUAUCUAGAGAAACCGGUGUUGUUGUUACCAUUCGGACAUCAAGUUAGUGGACGUGCAAGCAUCUUAUGUUACGAUGAAACAACACUUCUGAAACCAUACGUUUCGAGGGAAUUGUUUUUCUAUCAAACACUACCGCAAGAUUUGAAGAAAUUCACUCCGCAGUUUCGAGGACUUGUAACAGUGAGUUUCAUAGAAGACAGUAGAACAGCAUCGGUACUUGCCUACGCACUUCCUCGAACUCUUGUCAAACCAAACACUAAAAAUAUCAUCAAAUUGUUCGAUGAGGAACCAAAACCUCACUCCAAGCGAUGCGUUAAGGACUACGGAAAGACUCAUGUCAUAUUUCCAUCAAUCACUCAGAAAACUACAGGCAACAGAAAUGACGAGAAUUUAUUUGUUGAUUCUUUUGAAAACAUUUCUCCUGUGAUUUCUGAAAUCAAGAAAGAUUCUGAUGUUGUCAGUGAAUUAUCCGAGGGGUUCGAUGUUACUGUCUGUAUUGAAGAUAAAAAGGUUUCUUCCGGCAAAGAAAAUGAAGAAAAUAGCAGAGUGUCCACAACUGGUUUACAUAACCCAUGGAAUUCCAAAGUUUUAGACGAUGCAUGGCUUAAAUUGAAGAUUUCUAACACGGAUAAUCCAUCUAAUGGAAAGAAGAAACGCUUUACAUUGUUGGAAAAUGCAGUUGCUCGCUAUCGCCGCCCUUGUGUUUUGGAUUUAAAAAUCGGUACAAGAGUUCGACACGAUGCAUCUCCUGAAAAAAUUGCGAGACACGUUACUGCAAUUAACUUGGGGGCAAGGCUCAGCGGUAUGCAGGUCUACCAUCCUGACCAAGAGAAAUUCACGUAUUAUAACAAAUACUAUGGACACAAUCUCACUGUUUCUGGGUUCAAGUCCAACCUAAAACAUUUUUUCUCAAGAGGAGGAAUACCAAUACAAAGUUCGAAAUCACCAACAAAAAGGAAAAAUUCGUCUUCCGUUGACAAAAACCUUGUGCAGCAAGCUGUUAAGAAACUAGUAGAAUUGAAAAAUACAAUCGAAUCAAUAAAAUCUCACAGAUUCUACUCUAGUUCUGUGCUGCUAUUAUAUGAAGGUGAUCUAUCGAGGCAGCGGGAGGGAGAGCAAGGCGGUUGCAGUGAAGACAAUGUUGUUAUAAAUGACAAAUCUCAUUCUCAAAAGGAACGUAGAAAAAACAAUGAAAAAUCUUCGCAAAUGGAUUGUAAAGAAACAAAGAAAAGGAAUUCACAUAAAACGAGUGAAAAAUUGGAACAGUCCCACAAACACAAACUACGCAACUCUGACUCUGCAAAACAUCACAAGGAAAAGACAAAGUGUCAUUUUCAUGAGAAACAUUCUCACAAACAUCACAGUGAUAUGGACCGAAUUCACAGUGAAAAUGACAGUAAAUUCACAGCUCACGAAGACCUGAAAAGGAAGCAUUCUGAUGUAUUAUCAAAUAGUACAGACAUUAUUGAAGUUAAAAUGAUUGAUUUUGCUCAUUAUUGUUUCCAUGACGAUGAAAUGCAUCCUGGACCUGAUGGGGGAUUCAUCUUUGGCUUAAAUUGUCUGAUAGGGCUAUUGAAUGAGAUGCUGAUGUCACCAAGUUGAUGGAAUGGAGAUGUCUCAUUGUAGCGGCUUUUUGCACGGCCAAUUAGAAGCAUGGUAAUUAAUAAUAUAUGUACAGUAAUUUUUCAAGCUAGGGCAUGGCUCUUUAAGUCCAAAUGAUCAAAGUAAGGAUAUAGAGUUUGACCAUUGUAAAAGUUUAGGUACUGUGAACCAAGAUGGCAGACACCGUAACGUAGUAUGUGUACCAGGUUAG
Messenger RNA from Styela clava, 2571 nucleotides. RefSeq names its product inositol hexakisphosphate kinase 3-like. The record is from RefSeq and is a predicted model, not a curated record. Gene Ontology annotation, biological process: inositol phosphate biosynthetic process; phosphatidylinositol phosphate biosynthetic process. Gene Ontology annotation, molecular function: inositol hexakisphosphate kinase activity. Gene Ontology annotation, cellular component: nucleus; cytoplasm. NCBI's taxonomy places the organism in Eukaryota, Metazoa, Chordata, Ascidiacea, Stolidobranchia, Styelidae.